Ricinus communis (castor bean) is the source of this 953-nucleotide messenger RNA. Its product is annotated as peroxisomal (S)-2-hydroxyacid oxidase GLO4. Gene Ontology annotation, molecular function: oxidoreductase activity; FMN binding. NCBI's taxonomy places the organism in Eukaryota, Viridiplantae, Streptophyta, Magnoliopsida, Malpighiales, Euphorbiaceae. The record is from RefSeq and is a predicted model, not a curated record.
AUGAGCCUAGAGGCUUUUGUCAAUCGAAAUUUUGAUGCUUCCUUGUGUUGGAAGGAUGUAGAAUGGUUAAAAUCUAUUACAACCUUGUCAAUUCUGAUCAAGGGAGUACUUACUGGUGAAGAUGCUGUGAAGGCUGUAGAAAUAGGUAUUGCAGGAAUUAUUGUCUCCAAUCAUGGAGCUCGCCAGCUAGAUUAUACUCCUGCCACUAUUUCAGCUCUGGAAGAGGUUGUUCAUGCCGUUGGAGGGAAAAUACUAGUUCUCCUUGAUGGAGGAAUCCCGGGAACUGAUGUAUUCAAGGCAUUGGCACUCGGUGCACAAGCAGUCCUUAUCGGAAGGCUUGUUAUCUACCGGCUGGCAGUGAAAGGUGAGGAUGGAGUGAGACAGGUGAUGAAAAUACUGAAGGAUGAGCUUGAGCUCACAAUGGCCCUUUCUGGCUGUCCUAGCCUGAAAGAUAUCACCAGGAGCCAUGUAAGGACUGAGCGCGACAGACUCCAGUCUAUGCUCUAACGCUGUCACUAAGUGAUAGAAAGCAUCCUGCACUGAACUAGGACUUGCAGCUGACCUGCUGCUAUGGCUAUUCAUAUAUACUAAUAAAUAAUAAUGUCAUAUUGGGUUAUUUUGCAUUUGGUCUGCAAUCCUGAUAAGUGUAAAUUGUUGAUUUUUGGUCCUGAACUUUGGUAUACAACAGCAGAAACGAUGGACUCAGUCUAGUUAACAUCGUUUGCAAGUUGGUGCACAUAGGCCAAGUGUUAAACUUUUAGAAAAGUGUCGCCUGCCAAGAGAUAACACUUUAUGAUGAUAAAUUUGGAAGAGUUUGUGGGGAAGAAAAGUAAAUUGACAACUAAGAUAAUGUUACUGCCAAACAAAAUGUAGAGAUUUCUGAAGAGACUUAAAAACUAAGAUUAACAUUAUUAUUAACUAAUUGUUCAUGGAACUAAGGCUCUGGUAGUCCA